CCCUCCCCUCUAUGUUCCCUCCGCCCUCCCAGGGCUCUGGCGGCGGCGGAGUGAACGGGACAGGCCCGGCCUCAAAGCGCGGGGCGGCGGGUGGGAAGCUGGCGCUUGAAGGAGUUGUUCCGGCAGCGCCUGCGGAGACGUGAGGAGGAAAGUAAGAGAAUCACAUUGCUGAAAAUUUGGGAAACCCAGAAAAGAGGAAACCCACCAUCAUUUGGUGGAUGUGGAAAGACAAGUUUGCAGAACUGAAAUGGAGGUCAGAGCUUCAUUACAGAAGGUUAGUGGGUCAUCUGAUUCUGUGGGUACACUGAACAGUGAAGAAUUUGUUUUGGUUCCUCAGCAUGCAGAUGAUACUUCUACAAAAGAUGAAGAAAAACCUCAACUGAAGAUAGUUUCUAAUGGUGAUGAACAAUUGGAAAAAGCCAUGGAAGAGAUUUUGAGAGAUUCUGAGAAAGGGCAAAGCAGUCUUCUUGUUGACUGUCAUAGUUCCAGUGAGGUUUCAGAACAUUCAUUUGGAGAUGUUAUAGCCAGCCAAACAAAUAAGCCAUCUCUUCAGUUAAUUCUGGAUCCGUCUAAUACAGAAAUUUCUACACCAAGACCAUCUUCUCCAAGUGGACUACUUGAGGAAGAUAGUGUUUUAUUUAACAAACUGACCUACUUAGGAUGUAUGAAGGUUUCUUCCCCACGUAAUGAAGUGGAGGCCUUACGGGCAAUGGCAACCAUGAAGUCUUCCAGUCAGUACCCCUUUCCUGUUACUCUGUAUGUGCCAAAUGUUCCAGAAGGUUCUGUGAGAAUCAUAGACCAAUCCAGCAAUGUGGAGAUAGCAUCUUUUCCAAUCUAUAAGGUGUUAUUCUGUGCACGUGGACAUGAUGGGACAACAGAAAACAAUUGCUUUGCAUUUACAGAGAGUUCCCAUGGUUCAGAAGAAUUUCAGAUACAUGUUUUCUCCUGUGAAAUUAAAGAGGCAGUAAGCAGAAUUUUAUAUAGUUUCUGUACAGCAUUCAAACGUUCUUCCAGACAAGUAUCUGAUGUUAAAGACUCCAUUAUUCCUACCCCCGACAGUGAUGUGUUUACCUUCAGCGUCUCCUUGGAGGUAAAAGAAGAUGAUGGAAAAGGAAAUUUUAGUCCUGUGCCUAAGGAUAGAGAUAAAUUUUAUUUCAAAUUAAAGCAAGGAAUAGAGAAGAAGGUUGUGAUUACAGUGCAGCAACUUUCUAACAAAGAAUUAGCUAUUGAAAGAUGUUUUGGAAUGUUAUUAAGCCCAGGUCGAAACGUGAAGAACAGUGACAUGCAUUUACUGGAUAUGGAAUCCAUGGGAAAGAGCUAUGAUGGGAGAGCUUAUGUUAUCACUGGCAUGUGGAACCCCAAUGCACCGAUAUUUCUGGCACUUAAUGAGGAAACCCCAAAAGAUAAACGAGUAUACAUGACUGUGGCAGUGGAUAUGGUAGUCACGGAGGUGGUGGAGCCUGUCCGCUUUCUCCUGGAGACAGUAGUUCGUGUGUACCCUGCAAAUGAGCGAUUUUGGUAUUUCAGCAGAAAGACUUUCACAGAGACUUUCUUCAUGAGGUUGAAACAGUCUGAGGGAAAGGGCCGUACCAAUGUUGGAGAUGCAAUAUAUGAGGUGGUGAGUCUUCAGCGAGAGUCAGACAAGGAGGAACCAGUCACUCCUACUGGUGGAGGGGGUCCAUUGUCACCCCAAGAGGAUGAAGCAGAAGAAGAUAGUGAUAAUGAACUCUCAAGUGGAACAGGUGAUGUGUCUAAGGAUUGUCCUGAGAAGAUCCUGUAUUCUUGGGGAGAAUUGCUAGGAAGAUGGCACAGUAACCUUGGUGCACGACCAAAAGGGCUAUCCACCCUGGUGAAGAAUGGCGUCCCUGAAGCAUUGAGGGCAGAGGUAUGGCAGUUAUUAGCAGGCUGCCAUGACAACCAGGCAAUGCUGGAUAGAUACCGAAUUCUUAUCACAAAGGACUCAGCCCAGGAGAGUGUCAUUACUCGAGAUAUCCAUCGUACGUUUCCUGCACAUGAUUACUUUAAAGAUACUGGAGGAGAUGGUCAGGAAUCACUCUACAAGAUCUGCAAGGCCUACUCCGUGUAUGAUGAAGACAUUGGGUACUGUCAAGGGCAGUCUUUUCUGGCUGCUGUAUUGCUGCUGCAUAUGCCAGAGGAACAAGCAUUCUGUGUUUUGGUGAAAAUCAUGUAUGACUAUGGUUUGCGAGACCUCUACAAAAACAACUUUGAAGAUCUUCAUUGCAAAUUCUAUCAGUUGGAAAGACUAAUGCAGGAGCAGCUACCAGAACUGCACAGCCAUUUCUGUGACCUGAACCUGGAGGCUCAUAUGUAUGCAUCCCAGUGGUUUCUCACCCUUUUUACUGCCAAGUUCCCCCUCUGCAUGGUAUUCCACAUCAUUGACUUACUGCUUUGUGAGGGUUUGAACAUAAUCUUUCAUGUAGCCUUGGCUCUCCUAAAGACUUCAAAGGAAGAUCUUCUGCAGGCUGAUUUUGAAGGUGCUUUAAAGUUCUUCAGAGUUCAGCUUCCAAAGAGAUACAGGGCGGAGGAAAAUGCAAGAAGAUUGAUGGAGCAGGCUUGCAAUAUUAAAGUACCAACCAAGAAGCUGAAGAAAUAUGAGAAAGAAUACCAGACAAUGCGAGAGAGUCAGCUGCAGCAGGAAGACCCAAUGGAUAGAUACAAGUUUGUAUAUUUGUAGGUAACUCCAGCUGUUGCAUUUAUACGGGGAAUCUUCGUAAGAAGCUGAGAGAAAGAGAGGGGAAAAGAGAGAAAGUGGCUUUCUACUUUCAAAAAUGAGGAAAAAAAGGAAAAUGGCAAAGUACUGUCUUAGCUGUUCAUGGUCACAUCCACAAAGACUUUUAGAAGGUGAACUAUCUCAAGACUGGCACAAGGACAUUUCAAACUUUGUAGCAAAUGUUAAAAAUACAAACUCACUUGGAAGGAAAAAUAAAAACCACAAAGGUAUAUGAAGCA
Molecule: messenger RNA, 2970 nt
Organism: Lemur catta (Ring-tailed lemur)
Lineage: Eukaryota; Metazoa; Chordata; Mammalia; Primates; Lemuridae
Gene: RABGAP1L
Product: RAB GTPase activating protein 1 like
Exons: 22
Coding region: 248-2695 (815 amino acids)
Source: RefSeq, a predicted model, not a curated record